ACUCAGUUGACGGUGCGCGUCGCGUCCGCGCGGUUGGUCCUGACGUCAUGGACCUGGACGCGGUUCUGCCCGAGGUCGGCGAAUUCGGCGCCUACCAGCAGCUGCUGCUGUACCUGGUGCUGUUGCCGUGCGUGCUGCCAUGCGGCUUCCACGCCUACAAUCAGCUGUUCAUGGCCGCCAGACCGGACCAUUGGUGCAGAGUGCCGCAUCUUGAUGCGCUCGACCCUAAUGUCGCCAAAAACAUCAGUAUCCCACUGAUUCUUCGAGAAGGCGAAUACAUUCACAGUCAAUGUGACAUGUACGAGAGGAAUUAUUCGGAUGUGCUGGGCGGGGCUGGCAUAGAUGCCAAUCUCACCACCUCUCCAUGCCAGUACGGCUGGAAUUUUGACUAUUCCAGAUAUGCAGCAACAGUUGUCACCGAGUGGGAGAUGGUGUGUCAUCGUGAUUUUCUUGCAACCCUUGCCCUAGUCCUACUGGGUGUUGGAGGAUUGAUUGGAAAUUACAUUUUCGGCUACCUCCAAGACACAUUGGGGAGAAGGCCGUCAUUUUUCAUCUAUCUCUUCAUAGAAUGUUUCUUCGGAAUCGCGACGGCAUUUGCUCAAGACUUUGUCACAUGGACCACGUUCAGGAUUGGAGUGGGCUUCACUGUUCCUGCUAUUUUGGGAACACCCUAUGUUCUUGCCAUCGAAGUAGUUGGACCAUCGAAGCGCACACUCGUUACCAUUCUGACAAAUAUAGCGUACUCGCUGGGCCUGGUCGCGCUCGCCGGAGUCGUCUACUUGGUGCGUGAUUGGAGGCAGCUGGCUCUCGCCACCUCCGUGCCCUUUCUCUCCUUCUUCCUCUAUUGGUGGGUGCUGCCAGAGUCGCCAAGAUGGCUGCUCGCUAGAGGCCGGUUUGAUGAAGCAGAAAAAAUAUUGAGAAAGAUGGCGCGAGUUAAUGGAAAGCCAUUACCUGCCAAUUACAUGCUUCAACUCAAGAAAAAAUACCAAGCUGAACGUUAUGUACAGCGAAAAGACGUUGAAAAAGAAAAAACAAGACAAUACGGUGUGAUGGAUCUGUUCAGAACGCCAAAUCUUCGAAGAAAAACACUUAUAAUCACAUUCAUAUGGUUCACAAAUACGAGCGUGUACGUGGGCCUGUCGUACUAUGCACCGGUGCUGGGUGGCGACGAGUUCCUCAACUUCUUCCUUGCGGGUGCGGUGGAGCUUCCUACCUACAUUGUGCUGUGGCCAGCCAUGGAGUGCGUUGGUCGCCGCUGGACCCUCUGCGUCAGCAUGGUCAUUGGAGGUGUUGCCUGUUUGGCCACCAUAUUUGUACAAAAUGAUUCGAUGACCACUCUGUGCCUGUACUGCUUGGGAAAGAUGGGUAUCUCCUCCUCGUACGUGGUCCUCCCCUUGAUGGCCUCCGAACUCUACCCGACCGUCGUCAGAGGUCUGGGAAUGAGCACCAGUGCUGUUGCCGGCAUGCUGGGACCCAUCAUCAUUCCAAUUGUCAACUAUAUGUUAUAUUAUUCUGAAGUGAUCAGGAAGGUUCAAAAAGUGAUAAGAUACUGUGACAUCCUGAAUUUGUUGAAACCAUGA
Messenger RNA from Nilaparvata lugens (brown planthopper), 1580 nucleotides. RefSeq names its product beta-alanine transporter. Gene Ontology annotation, cellular component: membrane. Gene Ontology annotation, molecular function: transmembrane transporter activity. NCBI's taxonomy places the organism in Eukaryota, Metazoa, Arthropoda, Insecta, Hemiptera, Delphacidae. Gene Ontology annotation, biological process: transmembrane transport. The coding region runs from base 48 to 1580 and encodes 510 amino acids. The transcript is spliced from 10 exons. The record is from RefSeq and is a predicted model, not a curated record.